Messenger RNA from Cylicocyclus nassatus, 2694 nucleotides. The record is from the annotation of a GenBank genome assembly. Lineage: Eukaryota; Metazoa; Nematoda; Chromadorea; Rhabditida; Strongylidae.
AUGAAAGGAGGCUCCGCAACCAUGUCGAUGACUAGUCUGAGCACUAAGUCUCGACGGCCGGAAGACAUUAUUAUGGAGGGUUGGCUUCACAAAAAAGGAGAACAUAUCAGAAACUGGAGGCCAAGAUACUUCAUCCUCUUCAACGAUGGCGCUUUGUUGGGGUUCAAAACGCAACCCAAGUUGGGUCAACCUUUCCCAGAACCAUUGAACGAUUUCAUGGUCAAGGAUGCACAGGCCAUCCGCUACGAGAAGCCACGGCCAAAUAUGUUUAUGAUCCGGGUUUUACAAUGGACUACGGUUAUUGAACGCACAUUCUAUGCGGACAAUGCAGAGUUACGUGAGAGAUGGAUAGCUGCGAUUGAGCUCAUCGCCAACAGGUACAGGCAACACAUGAGUGAAGAACCGCAGUCAGCCCAAGAAGAGAUGAUGGAGGUGGUCAGCCAGGCAUCCAUGGACGAUUUAUCCGGACAGUAUGCUGCUGCCGCGCAUGCGAUUAUGGGACAGCCGUCAGUUCCUGCAAACUCUUCAGCAAACGCAUUAGCAAGAACGGAAAUGAUGAGUAUAGCAGAUACCAGCGAUGCUGCAAAAAGAGAUAAGAUUACCAUGGAUGACUUUGAGUUCCUCAAAGUGCUCGGCAAAGGUACGUUCGGGAAAGUUAUCUUGUGUAAGGAGAAACGUACUUCGAAGUUAUAUGCGAUCAAGAUUCUCAAAAAAGAAGUUAUCAUUGCGAGAGAAGAAGUCGCUCACACCCUCACAGAGAAUCGCGUUCUACAACGAUGUAAGCAUCCUUUCCUCACGCAGCUGACGUAUAGUUUCCAAACAAUACAUCACCUGUGUUUCGUGAUGGAAUUUGCCAACGGCGGCGAGUUGUUCACGCACCUACAGAAGAGUGGAACGUUCAGCGAGUCGCGAUCGCGAUUCUAUGGUGCCGAAAUAGUGCUUGCACUUGGAUAUCUACAUAGUCUCUCAAUUGUUUACCGAGAUAUGAAGGAGCUGAAGUACUCGUUUCAAACCGCUGAUCGUCUCUGCUUUGUGAUGGAAUUCGCAAUUGGCGGCGAUCUGUACUACCAUCUGAACAGAGAAGUGCAAAUCUCAAAGGAAGGCUUCUCGGAGCCUCGAGCUCGAUUUUAUGGAGCUGAGAUUGUUCUGGCACUUGGCUACCUUCAUGCCAACAACAUCGUCUAUCGUGAUCUCAAGCUCGAAAAUCUGCUUCUCGACAAGGAUGGUCAUAUAAAAAUAGCUGAUUUUGGUUUGUGUAAGGAGGAAAUCAGCUUUGGUGACAAAACAAGCACAUUCUGCGGGACUCCGGAAUACUUAGCACCCGAGGUGCUCGAAGACAAUGAUUAUGGGCGCAGUGUAGAUUGGUGGGGAGUUGGCGUCGUCAUGUACGAAAUGAUGUGUGGUCGACUACCGUUCUACUCACGAGAUCACCAAAAACUGUUCGAACUGAUCAUGGCUUCCGAACUACGUUUCCCAAGCAAGCUCAGUGCUGAAGCGAAACAGUUGCUUACCGGAUUGCUUUUCAAGGAUCCUACACAACGGUUGGGAGGUGGCCCUGAUGAUGCACUUGAAGUCUGUCAACAACCGUUUUUCAAACCGAUUGACUGGGAGAAAUUGUAUAGAAAAGAGAUUGAGCCUCCUUACAAACCAUCCGUCCAAAGUGAAACCGACACAAGUUAUUUUGAUAAGGAAUUUACUUCUGCGCCAGUUCAACUCACGCCUCCUCCAGUACGAUCUGGUCCUCUAGCCACCGUAGACGAAUUGGACGAAAUGCAAUCAAAUUUCACGCAAUUCUCGUUCCACAAUACUGUAUGUGGCAACUAUGUGCUUGAUAGCAGCUUGAGAGAAGCGAGCGAAAUGAUGGAGUGAUCUACAGUACUUUCACGUGUUUGUGAUAUUCUAUUCAAAUGCACAUGACAAAGUGCGCCUACGUCCAAGUACUAACGUACGUCGCUACAGUCAAGCCUUCCGCUAUUCUGAAAAGGAAGGGACUCGUCUUUUAACAUAAGCAUUCCACUGAGAAAUUUUAUUCUUGAACUUCACAAUUCAUAGCGCAAAAAUGUUUUGACAUCUUAGUUGCUAAUCUGGUGAAACUUACCGAAUUUUUUUUUUUGCGACCGUUUGUUGAAUUUUUUUCGAGCGCUUUUUAUCUUUGUUAUAAUUGCUCACUCAAAUUGUUUUCUGAUUUUUUGAUCAGAUCUGUUUCAGAGAGAAAGCUUAAUUUGAUGCUUUUUGCUAAUUUUUUUUGCAGUUUUCAUCGUGAAGGAAGGGCUGAGAAAGCCUUAUAGAUUGUACACAGCGUAGAGUUUAGUUAGUGCAACCUUGAAGAGGUCUUUUUAACACUCUAAAAUUUAUUUAAUUUUAGACGAGGAUUUUGUAUACACUAACACACUCAUUUGAUUGAUUUUUGAUUCAUUUCCGUAUUUUGUCUGGUGUAUUUUGUAAUUCCUGCGUCAGCUAUAAAAUCUGCUACCCCCAACAGAUUUUAUUUUCCUUAUCGCAGUAGAAAUGCCCAAAUAGGAAAGAAGCAUGGCUAGUAGUUUACGUAGCGAGACUUACUGUCAAUUUCUAGCUCCGAGAUGGCGAAUCAAUAAAACUCUUUUUUUCACUUACGGUAGACCAUUAAUUUCCGAAACUUCGUGUUCCUUUUCUUUCGAACUUGUGAUCGAUUCGACGUAGUAUGUCUAGAACUUU